AUGAUGAAGGCUGUGCCUGUGGGAGUUUCAUCAAAGACCACCGGCAAAGACAAGAUGAGAUUGACGCGUCUAAGUGCGUCUAACGACAGCGACGAACGAUGGAGCGAUGCUGAGAGCGAGCCAUCGGUGGGCGCGGUGACCCGGUCGCACAAGGAUGGAGACGCGCCACGCACGGUACUCGUGACACUGAACGUGGAGAAGCGAGUGCCGACGAAGACGGGAGGCAAGAGUGCGAUCAUCGAAGCUGCCUCUGAGCACGACGCCGAUCCACAGGUCGAGGAUGAGGCACCGGUGAACGACGACACCUCGGGGAACGACGGCGGAUUGGGUGGCGCGGUGGCGACCACUCAACCGGAUGAAAUGGUUAUGGUGGCCGCCAUUAGCGAGUUGAGAGACAUGGUGGCGCGGCUACGACCUGCACAUGGCACCGAUGACCACGGUGGACGGCACCACGGACGACGACACGGCGGUGCUGUGGCGGCACGACGUGGGCACGAGCGACGCCCUGGUCACCAGGAUGAUUCCAACAGCGACGGGGAAGACAGCGGCUCGACGUGUGGCCAGCGCUGCUGCUGCAGACCCCUCGGACGACGACAGAGGGGACGACAACAGCGACGGAGCCGACGGCGAUGA
Molecule: messenger RNA, 633 nt
Organism: Phytophthora nicotianae INRA-310
Lineage: Eukaryota; Oomycota; Peronosporomycetes; Peronosporales; Peronosporaceae
Exons: 1
Coding region: 1-633 (210 amino acids)
Source: RefSeq, a predicted model, not a curated record